Messenger RNA from Talpa occidentalis (Iberian mole), 708 nucleotides. Its product is annotated as keratin, high-sulfur matrix protein, B2C-like. Lineage: Eukaryota; Metazoa; Chordata; Mammalia; Eulipotyphla; Talpidae. The record is from RefSeq and is a predicted model, not a curated record. The coding region runs from base 1 to 708 and encodes 235 amino acids. The transcript has a single exon. Gene Ontology annotation, cellular component: keratin filament.
AUGGCCUGCUGUACUACUAGCUUCUGUGGGUUUCCCAGCUGUUCUACUGGUGGGACUUGUGGCUCCAGCUCCUGCCAGCCCAGCUGCUGCCCCACCAGCUCCUGCCAGCCCAGCUGCUGCCCCACCAGCUCCUGCCAGCCCAGCUGCCACCCCACCAGCUGCUGCCAGACAAGCUGCUGUGUCUCUGGCAGUGGCGCUGGCUGUGGCACUGGUGGUAGCAUUGGUGGUGGUCAGGAGGGUGGUCGCGGAGCUGUGAGCUGUCGCACCAGGUGGUGCCGCCCUGAUUGCCGAGUGGAGAGCUCCUGCCUGCCCCCCUGCUGUAUGGUGAGCUGCAUCCCCCCAACUUGCUGCCAGCUGCACCAUGCCCAGGCCUCCUGCUGCCGCCCAUCCUACUGCGGACAGUCCUGCUGCCGCCCAGCCUGCUGCUGCCACUGUGGCCAGCCCACUGGCUGCCAGAUUACCUGCUCCCAACCCACCUGCUCCCAACCCACCUGCUCCCAACCUACCUGCUCCCAACCCACCUGCUCCCAGCCUACCUGCUCCCAACCCACCUGCUCCCAACCCACCUGCUCCCAACCUACCUGCUCCCAGCCCACCUGCUCCCAGCCCAGCUGCUCCCAAUCUACUUGCUCCCAACCUACCUGCUCCCAGCCCACCUGCUCUGAGCCUACUUGCUCCCAGACCACCUCUUCUGAACCCACCUGCUAA